This is a messenger RNA of Postia placenta MAD-698-R-SB12, 1494 nucleotides long. RefSeq lists its product as hypothetical. The transcript is spliced from 16 exons. Bases 1 to 1494 code for a protein of 497 amino acids. The record is from RefSeq and is a predicted model, not a curated record. Gene Ontology annotation, molecular function: oxidoreductase activity, acting on paired donors, with incorporation or reduction of molecular oxygen; iron ion binding; heme binding. Lineage: Eukaryota; Fungi; Basidiomycota; Agaricomycetes; Polyporales; Adustoporiaceae.
AUGCAGAAGACGCUACUCCUCGUCGUGUCGUUCCUGGCACUGUACGUGGUGAAGAAGUACCAGGACUGGCGCAGGGCCGUCCGAUCGAUCCAUGAUGUUCCUGGGUACCGCCAUGUGUUCGGACCUCAUUCCUUCCUCCUGGUCCGGCGCAUCCGGUAUCUAUGCACAGGCUCGUUUACCCCCUGGCUGAAGAAGCACGAUGAUUUCGCCCAGUACGACUCAGACAUCAUCUCCGGCGAAAUCACGGGCGCCAGAACCCGCUUCCCGAAACCGCUAGACGCGUAUGAAGGCAUCAAUGUUUAUGGCCACAACAUCGUCGGCACUGAGGCCGACGAGUGGAAACGCCACAGGAAGAUUACUGCCCCGUCUUUCUCAGAGAGGAACAACCGGCUGGUGUGGGACGAGACCAUCGGCAUCGUGCAGGAGCUUUGCGAGGAUGUCUGGGGCGGCAAAGACCACGUCGUCGAGAAUAUCGUCGAUGUAACAAUUCCGCUCGCGCUCUUCGUCAUUGGCGCUGCUGGCUUCGGGCGCCAAAUGUCCUGGAAGGCAGACCUGAACGUCUCGCACGGGCACACGAUGCCCUUUAAAGAUGCGCUGCAUGUCAUCUCUGUCGAGCUGUGGAUCAAGGCGCUUCUCCCUUCGUGGUUCGUCGAGUGGGCACCCAUCCCGCGGAUCCGCGCUUUCAGGACGGCAUAUACGGAGCUAGAGCGGUACAUGAUUGAGAUGAUAGAAGAGCGCAGGGGGUCCGAAAAGAAAGAGCAGCGGUAUGAUCUAUUCACCAGUCUCCUUGAUGCGAACGAAGAGGAGUCGGAUGGCAUUACGAAGCUGAGCGACAGCGAAGUCAUGGGCAACAUCUUCGUGUUCCUCAUAGCCGGCCAUGAAACGACUGCCCACACGCUGGCGUUCACCUUCAUUCUACUAGCGCUCUACCAAGACCAGCAAGAGAUCUUAUAUCAGCACAUCAAGAGUGUUGUUCCUGACGGCAAACUUCCUAGCUACGAAGACAUGGGCAAGCUCACACAGUGUUACGCCGUUAUCUUGGAAGCUCUGCGCAUGUAUCCGCCGGUAUGUCUCAUCCCGAAGACAACCGCCGAAGACACAACCCUUCAUACUUGCAACAUGGCAGGCGAGCCUAUCGCAAUCCCUUGCCCCGCUGGGACAGGCAUUGGUGUCCACAUAGCAGGGUUACACUACAAUCCACGAUACUGGAAGGACCCAUACGCUUUUAAUCCUUCUCGGUUCCUCGAGGACUGGCCGCGCGAUGCUUUCCUCCCCUUCAGCGGUGGUGCGCGCUCGUGCUUGGGCCGGAGAUUCUCGGAGAUGGAGGCGGUGGCUGCCUUGACCUACAUCAUAACUAGGUACCGUGUUGAAGUCAAAGAGGAGCCCCAGUUCGCUGCGGAGACAUUCGAGCAGCGCAAGGAGCGUCUGUUGACAUGCAAGACUGCGAUAACACUCUACCCUGCGAAGGCGCCUCUUGUAUUCAAGAGAAGGUAG